UGGAAGUGACCAGCAUUACUAAACAAGCUGCUUUUAACUGCAGUGGCAAACUUGACUACAACAAGGUGACAGCAGAGCUCCUUCAAGACCUUCAUCAGCUCAAAGUGGCAAAGCUUCCAGCUCCACCACUGUCACUGUGGGUGCCAGCAGCAGCAGCAGGAACACAAAGCUAAUUAUUGAGCCUGACACAAUGAAGGAAUGGCAAUGUGUACAAUCCAAAGGAUGCUUCUACCUGAAAGAAAAUGGGGAAAUCAUCAGUCACAAGUACAGGCUGCACUUACCCCAAAGAUCUGCAGUUUGUAUCACCAUCAAACCUUUAAAUAUUCCCCAGGCAGAAGGAAAAUCUUGUCGCUGGUUGUCAGUGGAUACAGAUUUGUUUAUUCUGAAGGAAAAUGAACCCCAAGAGAAUCUACAGCUUGUGAGCUUUACUGAACUCCAACACAAAGAGAUGUUUGGAUGGAGAGGGGAGCUUGGAUCUGGGGUUUACUGGCUGCUCCCUUUCACGGGAGGAAGGCUGAGGAAGGUAAAAACCCAAAUUCCUGGAGAAGCCAAACUGGUGUGGAGAGAUGAAGAUGGAGAGCUGGCUCUCGCCAAAGAAUUCUGAGCUGCUUUGUUGGAUAUAUUUGAAACAACUGAUUUGGAUGGGAAUGGCCUCCUGAGUCUGGAGGAAUACAACUUCUUUGAGCUGAGGACUAGUGGGGAGAAGUGUGAUCAGGAAGCCUGGGCUGUGUGUAAGGAGAAUUUUGAGAUGAAGAGAAAUGAACUAACAAGACAAGGAUUGAUGGAUUUGAAUCUCAUGGAAGCCAACGACCGGGAUGGGGAUCCUCGGGACCUUUGGGUCACUUUGUUGUCCCUGGGCUACAACAAAGCCUUAGAAAUGGCAGAGGCGUGGCCCUUUGUCAUUGACGUGUACAGAGAGGUGCAAAGGCAGAAUGAAAGCCUUUCUCUGGAGGCAGGGGGCUCCCAGCUGAGCAGGGCUGUCUGCAGGUCUGUGGUUAAUAAAGGAGAGGCCACAGUGCUGGAUGGCUCUGAGAACAUCAUCAUCCACACUUACAAAUCAGGCAGCAGGAUCAGCUCUGUGAUUGAAAAGAAGGGAUGGCCUGGGACUUCCAUAAGGUACUUUGUGUUUAUGUCUGUUGUUAUUGUUCCUUCUCCUUCCUUGGGUCAUAGUUGAGAAUUACUUCUCCUGAAAUCAGGGUUUUUGUGUCUGUUUCAUUAAAAAACCUUCCUGAUGUGCUUGUGCUCCUUGGGACUUCAAAAGAGCCUGGAUCAGUGUUCCUGGAAGGGACAGAUUGUUAUACUGAGGCAAGCAGUUCUAAGUACCAUAUGAAAUGAGGUGACUAAAGCCAGAGGGUUUCUUUAGCAAAUGCAAACCACUGGAUUUUAACAAAUUUUGAUGUGUUUGCCUUG
This is a messenger RNA of Corvus hawaiiensis (hawaiian crow), 1410 nucleotides long. It is a transcript of the gene EFCAB7, whose product is annotated as EF-hand calcium binding domain 7. Lineage: Eukaryota; Metazoa; Chordata; Aves; Passeriformes; Corvidae. The record is from RefSeq and is a predicted model, not a curated record.